CUGCAGAGCAGAGCAUCUAACGACGCUUCCAAGGCAACGCGCGCGUGCAUCUCCUCCGCGUCCGUCGCUCUACACACGGCGUGAUGAUGAUGAGGAUGAUGCGCGUUAACGCCAUGUAACGGUGAACAGCUCUUCGGAAACCACGACCGCGUAACAGAAGACCUAAUCAACUACAAUUAUUCGUCAGUGUUAGCAGUCGAGGACAGCCAUGCCUCUUGUGAAGAGGACCAUCGAGCCCAAGCACCUGUGUCGGGGCGCGCUGCCUGACGGGGUGACCAACGAGCUGGAGUGCGUCACCAACAGCACACUGGCGGCCAUCAUCAAACAGCUGGGAGGACUCAGUCGACACGCAGAGGACAUCUUCGGCGAGCUGUUUAAUGAGGCCAACAGCUUCUGCGUGCGCAUGAACGGUUUGCAGGAGCGUGUGGACCUGCUGGCGGUGAAGGUCACGCAACUGGACUCCACCGUGGAGGAGGUAUCCUUACAGGACAUCAACAUGCGAAAAGCCUUCAAGAGUUCCACUAUCCAGGACCAGCAGGUGGUGUCCCGAAACUCCAUCCCGAACCCUGUGAUGGAGGUGUACCAGCGCUCCGACAAACCCCCGCCCAACAUCCUCACGCCAUACAGGGAUGACAAAAAAGACGGGCUCAAAUUCUAUACAGAUCCAUCCUACUUUUUUAAUCUUUGGAAGGAAAAGAUGCUGCAAGCGACAGAAAACAAGAGGAAGGAGAAACGCCGGCAGAAGCAAGAGCAAAAACACUCAGAGGAUCCCUCACGUGAGGUAAAGAAGGUCCGUAAAGCUCGUAACCGGCGUCAGGAGUGGAAUAUGAUGGCGUACGAUAAGGAGUUUCGUCCGGACACUCGUCUAACACCGUCUCCUUACCAUGGCAUGUCCUCUGAGGGAUCUCUGUCUCCAGAUCGAUCUGGUAUGUCAGACGAGCACUCGUACCCAGCGAGUCCGAACCACCCACCGGAGGCUGGCGGAGCAGGGGCUGAUGGGAAAGACGGCGGCCCCACGCAGACUCAGUCCCUGGACCGAGCGCACCGGCCCCCGGGCUCCUCCGGUUCUGCUGGGGCCCGACAGCACUCUCUGGGACGCCUCCAGGUCCACCACGGGCCCCCAGUGCCAGAAUCAGCUCUCAACGGGCCCCGGCCAACAGCUACGAAAGAAUACAGCGGCCAUCAAAUCCACGAGCACCUCGUCCCACCCGCCCCCCCGCCCCCUCCUCCCCUCAUCCCUUCAUCUCAGACUGCGUUCGACAGCACAUCUGGCCCUCCAUCGCUGGCUCCGGGGACAGUGAUCUCCCUGUCACGGCCCUACAGCCCCUCUCCUCCACCGGCCCCCGCCUCGGCCUACACCGCCUCCCCGUCGCAUGCUGUGAUGGGCGGCCCACCGAUGGCCCCGCCUCCCCCUCCACCGGGACCCCCCACCCACGCCCCGUCCCCGUCCCGAGGAACACACACACCUGGAGAGUCUACUCUUCCCAGAAAGGGCCAGGUGCCCCUCGUCCCCAUCAGUGAUGCCCGGAGCGACCUGCUGGCCGCCAUCCGCAGAGGUAUCCAGCUUCGUAAGGUGCAAGAGCAGCGAGAGCAGGAGGCCAAGAAAGAGCCCGUGGGGAACGACGUGGCCACCAUUCUGUCCCGACGCAUCGCAGUGGAGUACAGCGAGUCGGACGAGGACUCGGAGCCGGAGGAGAACGAGUGGUCCGACUGAGCCCGGGCCGGGGACAACUGCGAACACCAGCAGAACGCUGCUAUUUUACAUUCCUGCACACACACACACACACUCGUCCUCACGCGCUCAGAUGGUCCGUGGAUGAGGCUACUGAGGAGAUCACAAACUGAAUUUGUGCAAUGCAAAGUGGAAGGACACGAAAUAGAGAGAUGACAAAAGAGACACUUUCAGAAAACUGUGUUUCAUAAUUACAAUGUAAAUUCAACAUGCUAGCUUUUGCAAGAGUUGCCAAGAAAAUACUUAUUGAGAAAAAAAGUAUUCCUUCUGUGAUUUUUGAUUAUCUUUUGAUCUUUUGUUAGCCGUCCGGAGAAUAUAGUCGAUCCAUAUCUUGUGAUACACAAAAACGAUGUGGUAUUAGCACAUUUUAGGUUCAAAUUAUAGUGAUAUCUCAGGCGAGAUGCCCUGAAUACAGUAUAUGGACAAUCAAAUCAUCACUAUAGUAGAUUGCUCUAAUCAAAGUAUGCGUUUAACUCUCCAUUAUCCAACAUUUGUCUCUUUGUUCAGUCGUGGACAGUGUUGUGAUGAUUGAUAUGCCCCAGUUUAGCAGUGAGUGGAUUUAUCGAUGCUUUCGUUAUUUGCUUUUUCUUAAUGUCUGAAGUGACCGAUGGGGCCAAUAAUUUAUUACUGCUCGCGGGUUAAUAAUAGUGUGUGUUUGUGUGUCGUGUGUGUGCUUAAAUGUGUGACAUCCGCUAUCAUUUGUGACAAUACUCUGUACUGUAUCAUUAAUGUGUUGUUCUAUUGAUUUUUGUAACACUGUUCAAAAGACGGAAAUGGCAUCUUAUGUUUAAACUAUCAUGUUGUAGGAAUAGAGUCUAAAAUGCAUGUUUGAAUAAUAAUUGAAAUAAACUAAAAAAUCUAA
Messenger RNA from Pimephales promelas (fathead minnow), 2594 nucleotides. RefSeq names its product actin-binding protein WASF3. The record is from RefSeq and is a predicted model, not a curated record. Gene Ontology annotation, cellular component: lamellipodium; cytoskeleton; SCAR complex. Gene Ontology annotation, biological process: positive regulation of Arp2/3 complex-mediated actin nucleation; actin cytoskeleton organization. Gene Ontology annotation, molecular function: protein kinase A regulatory subunit binding; actin binding; Arp2/3 complex binding. Lineage: Eukaryota; Metazoa; Chordata; Actinopteri; Cypriniformes; Leuciscidae.